UUGAGCUGGAGCUAAGAUUCAAAUUAUCAAAAUCAGAUGGCAAACUCUACACCUGUAGCAGCUUACAACAUCCCAGAAGUGAAACUGAGUUCGUCCACCACUGACCGGAAGAUGCCAGUAAUCGGACUAGGGACGGCAGCUGACAACCUUGAUGAAAAAGCCAUGAAACUUGCUGUCCUAGAAGCCAUCAAGCUCGGCUACAGACACUUCGACACAGCUUCACUCUACGGGUCCGAGAAGGCUCUAGGAGAAGCAAUUUCUGAAGCACUUAAACUUGGCCUAGUUAAUUCUCGUGAAGAACUAUUCAUCACUACCAAGCUUUGGAGCACAGAGGCUCAUCGUGAUCUUGUUAUCCCAUCUUUACACAAGUCUCUUAGGAAUCUUCAGAUGGCAUACGUUGACCUCUAUCUCAUUCACUGGCCCAUUAGUGCGAAACCAAGUGACAAGAAACACCCAAUACCUGAAGAGGAUCUUCUACCAAUGGACUACAAAGCUGUUUGGGAAUCCAUGGAAGAGUGCCAGAGGCUUGGCCUCACUAAGUCCAUUGGUGUCAGCAACUUUUCUAGCAAGAAGCUUGAGACCAUACUCUCCUUGGCUACCAUCCCUCCUUCAGUCAAUCAAGUGGAGAUGAACCUCGUAUGGCAACAGAGGAAGCUCAUAGAAUAUUGCAAGGCCAACAAUAUAAUAAUAACUGCCUAUUCCCCUUUGGGAGCUAAAGGGGCCAGUUGGGGCACUAAUCGAGUUUUGGAGGAUGAAGCAUUGAAACAGAUUGCAAAUGCCCAUGGAAAGACUGUUGCUCAGGUUUGUCUUAGAUGGAUAUUUGAGCAAGGCGCGACUUUUGUUGUCAAGAGCUUCAAUAAGGAGAGGAUGAAGGAGAACCUGGAGAUCUUUAACUGGGCACUAAGUGGUGAGGACUAUGACAAGAUUAAUCAAAUACAACAGCAUAGGUUGAUAUCUAAAGAGGAUUUUGUUUCUCCACAUGGACCAUUUAAGACCCUUGAAGAUCUAUGGGAUGAGGAGUCUUAACCUUUUAUAUAUCAAAUUUCACUGCAAAUGCCAUGUAACUUUAGCAAACAAGCAGCAAGAAGAUGAGACUGGAUGGCUGGCAGGAAGUGUCAAUAAGUUUCUCAGAGUGUUGGAGGAUAUCUCAUAUCUGGGAAGAGGAAAUGUUCUAAUUUUAUUAAAUAUUUCAAAAUACAUAUGUAUUAUGUUGGUUUUAUUGCAAUUAAAUAAAAUGGAAGUUUUUGUUUUGUUUAAUUAA
Pistacia vera is the source of this 1261-nucleotide messenger RNA. Its product is annotated as non-functional NADPH-dependent codeinone reductase 2-like. The record is from RefSeq and is a predicted model, not a curated record. Gene Ontology annotation, molecular function: aldose reductase (NADPH) activity. The transcript has 4 exons. Lineage: Eukaryota; Viridiplantae; Streptophyta; Magnoliopsida; Sapindales; Anacardiaceae. Bases 37 to 1026 code for a protein of 329 amino acids. Gene Ontology annotation, cellular component: cytosol.